Molecule: messenger RNA, 1584 nt
Organism: Coregonus clupeaformis (lake whitefish)
Lineage: Eukaryota; Metazoa; Chordata; Actinopteri; Salmoniformes; Salmonidae
Product: LHFPL tetraspan subfamily member 4 protein-like
Exons: 3
Coding region: 659-1393 (244 amino acids)
Biological process (GO): sensory perception of sound; gamma-aminobutyric acid receptor clustering
Cellular component (GO): plasma membrane; postsynaptic membrane; inhibitory synapse
Molecular function (GO): GABA receptor binding
Source: RefSeq, a predicted model, not a curated record
GGGCGCAAGACAAAUAGGGGAUGUCACAAUAAUGGAGUGGCGGCAGAAGAGGUCGGUUUCUGUCCAUUGGAUGUACAUUCUGUCUUCACGGGCUGUGCGCCGAUAUCUCCAGUAGCCUAGCUCACCUAGCUCAAGAAGCCCUCCACGGAUGCCGCAAAUGCUACACGCAAACCGGGGAUCCACCACUGGCACUAGGCAACGGCUGAUCAAUUCUGGUGGGCUUGAAUGAGAAUACUAAAGGACAUAUUUUGAAGGUAGCAUUGGUUGAGGAGAUUACAAAACCAUUGACCGUUUUACUGUGAAAUAUCAUAUUUUGGACUUUUUCAAUAAAGGACGAUGUUAGGGAUUAUAAAUGAUACAUUAAAAGUGUAUCUAUUCAUGUCUCUUUUCAACAAUGUGUAGCCUUGUAUGUUCGCAAGUUGAAUGUACAAUGUUUUGGUAUCUGAAAAUAAAGGCUAGUCAAUAAUAAUAACAACAACACUAAUAAUAAUAAGUCAACGUCUUUGCUUUGUAAUGGAUUUAUUCUGAAUAGCUACAUUGCUACCAAAUUACAAACUCACCUUUGGCAACUGGUGGAAACAACCGGAGACGAGCAAAAACUGAGUGCAAAAACUGUGAGUGAGUCAUUUAAAGAAACAAAAGAAACAGUGUGGAAAACAUGUUGCCUUCACAGGAAGCGGCCAAGAUUUACCAUGACAACUACAUGCGGAACUCUCGCGCCAUCGGAGUACUCUGGGCGAUAUUGACCAUAUGUUUUGCCAUCAUCAACGUGGUUGUCUUCAUUCAGCCCUACUGGAUCGGGGACAGCGUGAGCACACCGCAGGUGGGUUACUUAGGUUUGUUUCACCAGUGCGUUGGGAGUGGACCGCCCAACCGAGAGCUCGACUGCACGGGCAGCUUCACUGAGUUCAGCUCCAUCCCCUCCGGUGCCUUCAAAGCGGCCUCGUUCUUCGUACUGCUGUCCAUGAUUCUGGUUCUUGGCUGCAUCGCCUGCAUGGCGCUCUUCUUUUUCUGCAACACCGCCAGCGUCUACAAAACCUGUGCCUGGAUGCAGCUCCUAUGUGCUGUAUGCCUGGUUUUGGGCUGUAUAAUCUUUCCGGACGGCUGGGAUGCGGAGGUGGUGCGGGACCUGUGUGGGGAGGAGACGGGGAAGUAUACCCUGGGUAAAUGCUCUGUCCGCUGGGCUUACAUGCUGGCUAUUAUGGGCAUCCUGGACGCCCUGAUCCUCUCCUUCCUGGCUUUCGUUCUGGGGAACAGACAAAAUGACAUGUUCCUGGACGAACUCAAGGCUGACAACAGUAAAGAUUUCGCUGUGUCCAGGGUAAGUGACUUUGUAAGUGAGCAGUUAACAGUGUCAUGGCUUUGUGCACCUUGGUCUGUGUUCGUUGUGUAGGGCUGAUGUGUAGUGUUGUUGAGGCAUCCAUGGCAGUGUUUGUCUCUAUGGAUCAGUGUGUUAGUCCCGUUACUCCCGUCUUGUACAAUAUAUGUUUGUCAGAAUAAGCUCCAUGCACUGUCUUGUUGUUUAUUGUAAAAUGUUUCUAUGUAAUGUGUAUUAUUUCAAUAUCCUUACAUGAUGUGCUGCUG